Molecule: messenger RNA, 1184 nt
Organism: Setaria italica (foxtail millet)
Lineage: Eukaryota; Viridiplantae; Streptophyta; Magnoliopsida; Poales; Poaceae
Product: cytochrome c oxidase subunit 2
Exons: 2
Coding region: 24-806 (260 amino acids)
Biological process (GO): ATP synthesis coupled electron transport
Cellular component (GO): membrane
Molecular function (GO): cytochrome-c oxidase activity; copper ion binding
Source: RefSeq, a predicted model, not a curated record
GCUGAAAAAGAUGGGAAAUUCCAAUGAUUCUUCGUUCAUUAGAAUGUCGAUUCCUCACAAUCGCUCUUUGUGAUGCUGCGGAACCAUGGCAAUUAGGAUCUCAAGACGCAGCAACACCUAUGAUGCAAGGAAUCAUUGACUUACAUCACGAUAUCUUUUUCUUCCUCAUUCUGAUUUUGGUUUUCGUAUCACGGAUGUUGGUUCGCGCUUUAUGGCAUUUCAACGAGCAAACUAAUCCCAUCCCGCAAAGGAUUGUUCAUGGAACUACUAUCGAAAUUAUUCGGACCAUUUUUCCUAGUGUCAUUCCAUUGUUCAUUGCUAUACCAUCGUUUGCUCUGUUAUACUCAAUGGACGGGGUAUUAGUAGAUCCAGCCAUUACUAUCAAAGCUAUUGGACAUCAAUGGUAUCGGACUUAUGAGUAUUCGGACUAUAACAGUUCCGAUGAACAGUCACUCACUUUUGACAGUUAUACGAUUCCAGAAGAUGAUCCAGAAUUGGGUCAAUCACGUUUAUUAGAAGUUGACAAUAGAGUGGUUGUACCAGCCAAAACUCAUCUACGUAUGAUUGUAACACCCGCUGAUGUACCUCAUAGUUGGGCUGUACCUUCCUCAGGUGUCAAAUGUGAUGCUGUACCUGGUCGUUCAAAUCUUACCUCCAUCUCGGUACAACGAGAAGGAGUUUACUAUGGUCAGUGCAGUGAGAUUUGUGGAACUAAUCAUGCCUUUACGCCUAUCGUCGUAGAAGCAGUGACUUUGAAAGAUUAUGCGGAUUGGGUAUCCAAUCAAUUAAUCCUCCAAACCAACUAAACCGGGGAAGCUGAAGCGGAAAUGCAAUUCUCGGGUGAGGGAAGGGGGAAGCCCCUGGAAGGCUUCGCUCGCUCGCUCAAAAAGCUCUAACGCUCGUUUACGAGUGGAGUGCAUAAGCCCUUAUUGAAGUAGGGCGAGGCCUUACUACACGAGCUCGUAAGUCAAGCACGGAACGAGCCUUGUCUACGAAGCUUCGCUUCAUCAUCUUGCUUGCUUCUGGCGAAGCUUAACGCACUAUAACAUAGGCAUGCAUGAUGGUAUGGUAGGAAGACUCCUUUUAAGGCCGACCACUACAUAGGAGCGAUAGGAAGCCAAGCCGUCAAAAGGAAAGGCGAGCAGCCCUUAUUGCAAUAGCAAACGGCCUACUUAUAGCCCUAU